GUUGCAGAGUCAAAAAAAAAAAAAGUCUUGCAAGCAAGCAUGAACCACGAACCAGUCGGGCCAGCAAGGGGUCUACCAGAGCCAGGCGGGGUGGAGGGGCUGUAGAGUCUUGAACUUGGGGGCCCGCUUCCUCUCCCCACUCCCAAGCAUCCAAGUGGCCCAGUGGUGAAGAGGACAUGGGAUGUGAGGGCCACAGCCAUCUGUAAGUCUUCUGAGGAGAUGGCAGGGUUCUGAGACUCCCCCCAGGGGCAGUCUGAGGGGCUCCUAGAAAACGACCCGAGGUUCUUCUCCAGUUUUGCUCUGCUACCUGUUCUCAAGCGACUAGCCUGUGCCUGCAGGCUGAGGGACUCAGGGCCUGGGCCCCUCCUUCCUGUUCAGAACAAGGCAUCCUCCCUCCUCUUUCCCACACUGCACCUCUGUGGUGCAUCUACUCUGCUCCGGGCAGAUAGGGCCUGGGCUUGGCCGUGAACUGCCAGGCUUUGAAGCAGCAGCAAGGGCUCACUCGGGCAGAAGCCGAGCCGUGGAAAUAAGUCUCUAGCCAAGGGCUCAACCAGAGGAACGCCUGAGGGUCCCCUAUGGUUACCUUCUCAGCAAGGAGGUGGAGUGGGGGGCUUGAUAAAGACCCCAGAGGUGCAGACCUGGCAUGAUCAGGGAAGGCCUCGUCCCUUGCCCAUUCCCAGAGCCUUUGCACCCAGCAAGGGUGGCCUGGCACCGGCUGGCAGCCUGCUCUCAGAGGGCGCGGGGAGGAUGCACCCGACCCCUGGUGGCAGCUGCAGCAGGCGCAGGAGGGCAGCUUGCAGCUGGGUGUGCGUGGGUGGAAGCCAGGAGGGGCGGAGGGAGGAAGCUGGCUUCCUGGAGCCUCUCAGUCCUCAAAGAUAGACGGACUGACAGACAGCUGGCAAAAGGCAGCCUGGGGACACAGCUGCGUCAGCAGGCCUCAUGGCUGAGUGAGGCUUCCUUGAGCCCAGCAAUCUACCCCAGCAUGGUCCAGGCCUGUGAGGGGCGCUCCAGAGCACAGCCACCGACCUUGUCUUUGGGGGCAGCCAUGACCCAGCCUCCACCCACCAAGGCUCCGGCCAAGAAGCAUGUGCGGCUGCAGGAGAGAAGGGGCUCCAGCGUGGCUCUGAUGCUGGAUGUUCGGUCUUUGGGGGCUGUGGAACCCAUCUGCUCGGUGAAUACACCCCGGGAGGUCACCAUACACUUUCUGCGCACAGCCGGACACCCCCUUACACGCUGGGGUCUGCAGCACCAGCCACCCAGCCCCAAGCAGCUAGAGGAGGAAUUCUUGAUCCCCUCAAACUUUGUCAGCCCUGAAGACCUGGAUAUCCCUGGCCAUGCUUCCAAGGACCGAUACAAGACCAUCUUGCCAAAUCCCCAGAGUCGUGUCUGCCUUGGCCGGGCCCAUAGCCAGGAAGAUGGCGACUACAUCAACGCCAACUACAUCCGAGGCUAUGAUGGGCAGGAGAAGGUCUACAUUGCCACCCAGGGCCCCAUGCCAAACACUGUGGCGGACUUCUGGGAGAUGGUGUGGCAAGAAGAAGUGUGCCUCAUUGUCAUGCUCACCCAGCUCCGAGAGGGCAAGGAGAAAUGUGUACAUUACUGGCCCACCGACGAGGAAACCUAUGGGCCCUUCCAGAUCCGCAUCCAGAGCAUGAAAGAACACCCAGAGUACACUGUGAGGCAACUUACCAUCCAGCACCAGGAGGAACGCCGCUCGGUAAAGCACGUGCUCUUCUCGGCCUGGCCAGACCACCAGACUCCAGAAUCGGCAGGGCCCUUGCUGCGCCUGAUGGCUGAGGUGGAGAGCUCGGAGACCGCUGCCAACUCCGGGCCAAUCGUGGUUCACUGCAGUGCAGGGAUCGGCCGGACAGGCUGCUUCAUUGCCACCCGCAUCGGCUGCCAGCAGCUGAAGGCCCGAGGGGAAGUGGACAUUCUGGGCAUCGUGUGCCAGCUGCGCCUGGACAGAGGAGGCAUGAUCCAGACUGCCGAGCAGUACCAAUUCCUGCACCACACGCUGGCCCUGUAUGCAGCCCAGCUGCCCCAGGAGCCCAGCCCCUGACCCCCCAGCCCUCCACAGGUCCAGGAGCCAACCUCCCCUCAGGGCUGGGACAGUGGAUCUGGGGAAGUGGGCUGUGUGCUCCGAGACAGCUUCUUCAUAAGCACAGUAAUGAGAAUGCUUACAGUCCCAGGAAAAUGCUCCAGCCAGCAACAGGGGCCGGGCCGCGGGUCUUCACCGCCGACUGUUCCUCUGCCUCCUCCGGUGGCCUCCAGUGGACUAUGGGGGAGCCUCCAGUGGACUAUGGGGGGCCUCCAGUGGACUAUGGGGGAGCCUCCAGUGGCUCUGAACUUACAGCUGGUACUUGGAGUGGAUUGAGAACAAAGCUGCGGUGCUGGUCUUAUCUCAUAUGCUCUCUGCGGCCUUCCUACCCUGUUAAUGACACAGAGUCAGUCCUUCGCUGCUGUCAUUGAAGCAAACAGAAUGGCCCCGAAAGCCGUUCCAGAUGUAGCCACGCAGCUGGGGCUGCUGAGACAGUAAACUACAGGAUUCUCUUCCAUAAAGCCUUGCCCGCAAACAGGCCAGAUGCAAGAGCGGGGGAAAGUCUGGUCUAACCUUGGCUAAAUCCUCUACAUCCUACAUAGACUGCUCCUCCCCACACACCUGCGAGUGUCAGAUGAACCCCCCCCCCC
This is a messenger RNA of Peromyscus maniculatus bairdii (prairie deer mouse), 2688 nucleotides long. RefSeq names its product protein tyrosine phosphatase non-receptor type 7 (gene Ptpn7). NCBI's taxonomy places the organism in Eukaryota, Metazoa, Chordata, Mammalia, Rodentia, Cricetidae. The record is from RefSeq and is a predicted model, not a curated record. Gene Ontology annotation, cellular component: cell junction; plasma membrane; cytosol. Gene Ontology annotation, molecular function: protein tyrosine phosphatase activity; protein kinase binding. Gene Ontology annotation, biological process: protein dephosphorylation; signal transduction.